Molecule: messenger RNA, 1128 nt
Organism: Ochotona princeps (American pika)
Lineage: Eukaryota; Metazoa; Chordata; Mammalia; Lagomorpha; Ochotonidae
Product: Y-box-binding protein 1-like
Biological process (GO): regulation of gene expression
Cellular component (GO): nucleus
Molecular function (GO): nucleic acid binding
Source: RefSeq, a predicted model, not a curated record
AUGGCUAGAAGUGGAAGACUUGUGGAUUUUGACCCAGCAACGCUGGUGAAACAGAGGUGGAAACAGCAGAUUUCCAGGGGAAAAUCAGAGAAUCCACAGAGAGCGGAGAGCAGAGACACUAUGAAGACAUGUGAACAUAGCAGUUAUUCAGCGGCCAGCAGAAACACCACCAGCAACUCCACAGCCCGGGGCUGCAAGAGAUUACAGAUUGAUGAACCAGCUGCCCCUGCCCUCAGUGCCCCCGACACCAAGCCUGGCACCUUGGGCAGCGGCUCAGGGAGCGGUGGCCCAUGGCCUCACAUUGGCGGGGACAACAAGGUUUUGGGAACAAUAAAAUGGUUCAAUGUAAGGAGCGGAGACGGCUUCAUCAACAGGAAUGACACCAAGGAAGACGUAUUUGUACGCCAGACUGCCAUAAAGAAGAAUCACCCCAGGAAGUACCUUCGCAGUGUAGGAGGAGAUGGAGACACUGCGGAGUUUGAUGUUGUUGAAGGAGAAAAGGGUGUGGAGGCAGCAAAUGUUACAGGCCCUGGUGGAGUUCCAGUACACGGCGGUAAAUAUGCAGCAGACCGUAACCGUUAUAGACGCUAUCCAUGUCGUAGGGGUCCUCCACGCAAUUACCAGCAGAAUUACCAGAACAGUGAGGGUAGGGAAAAGAAUGAGGGAUCGGAGAGCGCUCCCAAAGGCCAGGCCCAACAACGCCGGCCCUACCACAGGCGAAGGUUCCCACCUUGCUACAUGCGGAGACCCUAUGGCUGUCGACCACAGUGUUCCAACCCUCCUGUGCAGGGAGAAGUGAUGGAAGGUGCUGACAACCAGGGUGCAGGAGAACAAGGCAGACCUGUGAGACAGAACAUGUAUCGAGGUUAUGGACCACGAUUCCGCAGAGGUCCUCCUCCACAAAGACUGCCUGGAGAGGACGGCAAUGAAGAGGAUAAGGAGAAUCGAGAUGAGACCCAGCGUCAGCAGCCACCCCAACGUCGGUACCGCGGGAACUUCAGUUACCGACCCAGACGCCCAGAUAACCCUAAACCACAAGAUGGCAAAGAGACAAAAGCAGCCCAUCCACCAGCUGAGAAUUCGUCCGCUCCCCAGGCUGAGCAGGCGGGCUGAGUAAAAGAUGCCGGG